AGACGUAGAUGCUCGGACAGUGUAGUCUUUUGGUUCUGUGUCUCAUUCGGGCAUCUACUGUCCGCAGGGUGUUUUGCCUUUCGAGCGCCAGACUUUGCCACUUGUGACGAGCACGGAGUGUCGUCUGAGGAGGCAACGAGAUUACCAGUUUUCCACGGUCAUUCAUUAGCUUGUGAAGUGAGGCAGUCGGGGAAGUGGGUCGAAAAUUUGAACUCCGAUCGGUUACUGAUAUGAUAUAUUCAGAAUAAGCGUCUGCCGAUACUUUGAGUACAAGACGAGGCGAGAGAGAGGGACCACAAGGUUACCAUGGCCGGCGACGCGGAAGAGAAGACGGGAGGGCUCACAGGCCCCAGCAUAGAAACUCAACGAGCAGAGCGCAAUAUCUGGCUGCUGAAAGUCCCCAAUGCAGUUGCGUAUCACUGGAAACAACCUCCUCCCAUUCUUGGGAAGCUUAUUCUCUCCCUGGAUCCCAUGGGAGAUCCAGAUGACCCCAACACCACUCAGUUUACCAUGGACGUGUCGGCGAAAGACCCUGAUGCUCCGCCUAAAAGCUACGACCUUAACUUUACCAAAGAUGUGGUGCCAAUGCACAUAUUUUCUGAAACAUCUCAAGGCAAGAUCGCAGUAGAAGGGAAGGUUGAGCACAAAUUCGACAUGAAGCCAACAAGUUUGGGUGAUGAAGAGUACCGGAAGCUCUGUCGAGAACGGUUGAAUAAAUCCCUGGUCAAGAGUAGAACGCUACAGAGGCUCGAGAACGAUAGAGGUAGUUUCAUGAGGCCCAUGCCCAUGGCGAUGUGGUCGUCAACAGGAGCCAAGGACAAGAAGAAACCUAUUCCACCUCCGAAGCAACCGGAGGGUAAGAGGAUUAGGAGAGAAAGGAAUGAGCUGGAGGACAUUGUCUUUAAGCUCUUUGAACGUCAACCUAAUUGGACUCUAAAGCAACUGGUACAGGAAACGGAUCAGCCUGUGGCCUUUUUGAAAGAGGUGCUCAAUGAUCUCUGUAUAUAUAACAAGAGAGGAGCCAAUCAAGGUACCUACGAGCUCAAACCAGAAUAUAAGAGGACAGGGCAGGAUGAGCAAGGCGCGGAUGUCAAGGAUUCAAGCGCCAAAAGUUAGUGAUAAUAGUAAUGAUCUUAGUUUUUACCUGCUGUGCAAGUAUCAGAGGUCCAUCUUUGUAAUUAUACUGUAGUUCAUGCAUUUCGCACUUGUUUUACUGUCUUGCAACACGUCAGAUGUUUAAGCUCAUCGAAGGAUUUCAUGACAGUUUAAAUGAGGAUGCGUCAAGCUUACCUUAGAUUGAACGUGGUUAGGGGAAGAGGGAUCGUGUGUCAUAUGCUGACGAGUCCUUUGUAUUUUAAAUGAGCAACUACUGAGCAACUAAUGAGCAUAGGCAGCCUCUGCCUUCCGCCUCUGACAUAUAUCUUCAUUUCAUCGAUCUGUUUCUAUCCAUUUUGUCUUACUUCAGGUGUUAGACACACAUGUCCCUGCACUACUAAAUUGUCAUAUACUGAGAGAAGAUGGGUAUUUGGUACCUGUCCCUCGAGAAAAGACAUUUCGAUCUUAGCCACACAAAACAUUUCACACGGAAGCUCGAAAUGGUCAACACUGCCAGCGUUGAGCCCGGUAGCAGG
Marchantia polymorpha subsp. ruderalis is the source of this 1631-nucleotide messenger RNA. NCBI's taxonomy places the organism in Eukaryota, Viridiplantae, Streptophyta, Marchantiopsida, Marchantiales, Marchantiaceae. The record is from the annotation of a GenBank genome assembly.